AUGACUCUCUCUGACACUCUCCAAGGCAGCGGGCGACUCGAUAUAAACCUUGAAGAAGAUGAGCCGGAAGUCGCGGGAUUCCUGGAGUGUCUGGCAAGCCAGAAGCCCGAUAUAACGCGUCGCUCGUUUCCGGUCCCAGAGGACCUCAAGUUCCCUAUCAAGCUCAACAUCGUCAUGCACGUUGUUGGCUCUCGUGGGGAUGUCCAGCCUUUCAUUGUCCUCGGAAAAGCGUUACAGCAGCAUGGCCAUCGUGUCCGUCUAGCGACGCAUCUAAUCUUCCGGGACUGGGUCAAGCAACAUGGCCUGGAGUUCUUCAAUAUUGGAGGAGACCCGGCCGAGCUGAUGUCCUUCAUGGUGAACAACCCAAAGUUGAUCCCGAAGAUGGACACCCUGCUCCACGGUGCUAUAGGCCGUCGCCGCCAGGAGAUCCGGAAGAUUAUAGGAGGAUGUUGGCGAUCGUGUAUUGAAGCCGGCGAGGGCCUUGACCUCCUAUGUGAUGCCCCUUUGACUGCACCGCCGUUCGUCGCAGAUGUGAUCAUCGCAAAUCCGCCGAGCUUCGCUCAUAUACACUGCGCUGAGAAACUGGGGAUACCGCUGCAUUUGAUGUUCACAAUGCCCUGGUCCCCGACGCAAGCAUUUCCGCAUCCGCUGGCGAACGUCCAUAGCUUCACGACCAAGCCCUCUAUAGCCAAGGUCGCUUCGUAUGCUGUCACCGAGAUGGUUAUCUGGCAAGGACUGGGCGACCUGCAGAAUGACUUCCGUCGGUUUGAACUGGGACUCGAGCCGCUGGACGCCGUGCGAGCACCAAGCUUGGUUCAUCGUCUACGGAUUCCAUUCACUUACAUGUGGUCGCCGGCAUUAUUACCCAAGCCCGAUGACUGGCAGGCUCAUAUCGAUGUUACUGGCUUCGACUUCCUCCCUGCAGACAACGACUACGAGCCUUCCCUAGACCUUCUGGAAUUCCUAGAGUCAGGCCCUCCCCCGAUAUACAUCGGAUUCGGGUCAAUCGUGGUGGAUGACCCUGACGGACUGACACAAACCAUACUGGACGCUGUUCUAUCCACAGGCCAACGCGCAUUGAUAUCUAAAGGCUGGGGCGGGUUGGGAGCGGAGUCGCUCCAGCAUAAAGACAUCUUUUUCCUGGGCAACUGUCCUCAUGACUGGUUGUUUCAGCGUGUCUCUUGCGUGAUACACCAUGGUGGCGCCGGGACUACUGCAAUGGGGCUGGCGAUGGGCAGACCGACUGCAGUUGUCCCGUUCUUCGGUGACCAGCCCUUCUGGGGUGCACUGGUCGCUGCGAACCAGGCAGGCCCGUGGCCGAUACCAUUCAGAGAACUGACACCAGAGCGCCUGGCGGAUGCAAUUUACAAGUGUCUGACACCUGCAACCAUCGCCAAAGCACAGGAGCUGAGCGAAAGGAUACGUUCAGAGGAUGGGGCAGAGCAAGGGGUUGCAAGCUUCCACCGGCAGCUGAAGAUGGAUCGUAUGCGAUGUUCACUGUGUCCGUAUCGAAAGGCAGUUUGGCGUGUCCGGAAAACAAACAUACUUCUCAGCCCGCUUGCAGCAUCAGUGUUGGUUCGAGGAGGCCAUCUUGAUCCUCAUGAUGUGAAACUCUACCGCUCCAAAUCCUACGAUACGAAUACGGAUCCCAGAGGACCUUUCUAUGCAAGCGCCCAGGGAGUUGCAGGGGCAAUGGGGAAUUUCGUGACAGGGAUUGUGAAUAUCCCAAUGCAUGCCGUACAGGGAAUAUCCCAGACGAAGCGCUCUCGAUUUGCAGAUGGCUUUGGGCUCCCGACCUGCCAGGAACGAAUGGCUGGAAUGCAAGCAUGUGAAAUGCCCAUCGUGGGGGAUCAAGGGUGGUCGGGUCUGGAUGAACAGAGGGACAGCGUCAGUAGCCUGCUAUCCAAGGAGACUGCAAGCACGACCUCCAGCAGCUCGAGUCAGGAUGCUCCCACCAUGGCUAAGCGCAGUACCCUCUCCUCUGUGCUCUCCAACAGCAGCUACACUGGACGGCGGGUUGUGAACUGGAUCAUCGAGAUACCGGUGGGCUUGACUCUGCUGCUGUCUCAGGGAUUCCACGAUGCUCCUCGGUGGUACCAUGAUCGCACAGUCAAGGACAAACCGGAUGCGCACGACAUUCAAUCAGGGCUCAAGGCAGCGGGAACGGUAUGUAUUGGCCUGCACAAGACAGUGGAGACACUGAUUCUGAUACGGUGA
Aspergillus puulaauensis is the source of this 2217-nucleotide messenger RNA. RefSeq names its product glycosyltransferase. Lineage: Eukaryota; Fungi; Ascomycota; Eurotiomycetes; Eurotiales; Aspergillaceae. The transcript has 4 exons. Gene Ontology annotation, molecular function: hexosyltransferase activity; UDP-glycosyltransferase activity. The record is from RefSeq and is a predicted model, not a curated record. Gene Ontology annotation, biological process: carbohydrate metabolic process. The coding region runs from base 1 to 2217 and encodes 738 amino acids.